Messenger RNA from Purpureocillium takamizusanense, 1065 nucleotides. RefSeq lists its product as uncharacterized. The coding region runs from base 1 to 1065 and encodes 354 amino acids. Gene Ontology annotation, biological process: ergosterol biosynthetic process. The transcript has a single exon. Lineage: Eukaryota; Fungi; Ascomycota; Sordariomycetes; Hypocreales; Ophiocordycipitaceae. The record is from RefSeq and is a predicted model, not a curated record. Gene Ontology annotation, molecular function: C-4 methylsterol oxidase activity; iron ion binding.
AUGGGUGCGCAACCGAACCCAAGGGACUCAAUGAAGUCCACCUGGCGUCAAGGCGACAGGACAGAGUGGACGCCCUACCACUGGCUGCUCGAGCUGCUCAACACAUACCAUGUCGACCUCGACAAGCCAGUCCCAGUUCACGCAAAAUCCGACAAGGUACCUGUCCUUCCCCAGUGGUCACAGCACCUUUGGGUCAUUGUCUUCUCUCUUGUUCCUCUUCUUCUCCACCAGGCCUGGCUCUCCUAUACCGGCUACAACGCCAUGGGGCGGGUCGCCGUCUUCAUGCUGUAUUUCAUGGCCUUUAACUUAACUAUUAUCCAUGAAGUCCACAUUCUUCGGCGACUGGGCCACAGGUACGGGUUUCUUGAUGGAGACGUUCAUGAGCGCGAUGGGGUCCCAGACGUUGGCGUGGCCAAGGUGGCGUUGUCCCUCCUCAAGACUACCGGCUCUCGCAUUGCCCUGGCGAUAUACCUCUCUUACGAACCGAGUCAGCCUCCGAUGGCUGUCUUGACAUCUUGGAAAUGGUGGAUGUGGCUCCAGUUGGAAACAGGCCUCUACGCUGUCGUUCUCGACUUUUGGUUCUACUGGUACCACCGCGCCAUGCAUGACGUGGGGUAUCUCUGGAAGUUUCACCGCACCCAUCACCUUACAAAGCACCCAAACCCCCUUCUCACCGCCUAUGCCGAUCAUGAGCAGGAGUUCUUCGAUAUGGUAGCGGUCCCCCUCAUGACAUACAUCACGCUUCGCGCCUUCGGAUUGCCGCUGGGAUUCUAUGAAUGGUGGGUAUGCCACCAAUACGUUGCAUAUACGGAGGUCUGGGGGCAUAGCGGCAUUCGUGUUCUUCUCAGCCCACCCUCGACACUGCACUGGCUUCUUAACAUGUUCAACGUCGAGCUCGUUAUCGAAGACCACGACCUGCAUCAUCGCAAGGGAUGGAGAAAAACCUACAACUACGGCAAGCAAACUCGUCUUUGGGAUCGAAUCUUCGGGACUUGUUGCGAGCGAAUUGAGUCGAUCAACACCAAUAUCGACUACGUCAAUGAGGCGCAUGUUCCACUUCUAUAG